Molecule: messenger RNA, 2009 nt
Organism: Mangifera indica (mango)
Lineage: Eukaryota; Viridiplantae; Streptophyta; Magnoliopsida; Sapindales; Anacardiaceae
Product: protein REVEILLE 7-like
Exons: 7
Coding region: 224-1573 (449 amino acids)
Molecular function (GO): DNA binding
Source: RefSeq, a predicted model, not a curated record
UUAACUACAAAAUCUUCUUCCUAUUUCGCACCAAAAUCUCCAUAUUUGCUCUUCGAUUCUCCGCCUCUCUGCUCUUUGUUUCUCCGCCUCUUUCUGCUUCCUCUCUCUCUCUCUCUCUAAAAAAAAUCUGCUUCAACUCGCCGCUGAAGCAGAGGAAUUUGUACGGAGGUUUCUGUUCAAGAAGAAUUUGAUUUCGAUUCAGCUGGAGUAAAUUGAAGUGACAAUGUCAGCCGGGAAGUGUGGUUCGGAAGCUGAAAGUGCAGUACAGCCGCAGGAGGCGAACUCGUUUGAUAAUGAUCUUGUGCCAAAGGUGAGGAAACCUUACACCAUUACGAAACAGAGAGAAAAAUGGACAGAAGAAGAGCACCAUAGGUUUCUUGAAGCUUUGAGAUUGUAUGGGCGGGGUUGGCGACAAAUUGAAGAGCAUGUAGGUACUAAAACUGCUGUCCAAAUCCGAAGCCAUGCACAAAAGUUCUUCUCAAAGGUGGUCCGGGAGUCAAAUGGUGAUGCUGAGAGCUCCAUUAAGCCAAUUGAGAUUCCUCCUCCGCGGCCUAAAAGGAAACCAAAGCAUCCUUAUCCCCGCAAGUCUAUGGAUUUACACCAAGGAACACCAGUUUCAAAUCAACCAGAAAGGUCUCCAUCCACAAAUUUAGUGGCUUUGGAUAAAGAUAAUCAAUCUCCCACCUCAGUUUUAUCUCCAUUUGCUUCUGAUACGCUAGGAUCUGCAGUCUCUGACCAGCAAAAUGGAUGUUCCUCGCCGACAUCAUGUACCACUGAGAUGCAGUUAACCAAUGUGAUAAAUGCCGAGAAAGAGAGUGAAUAUAUGACAUCCAACUCUUCUCCUGAAGAAGAGAAAGUUUCUAUGUCAUCAGCCAGUCCCAAUGGCAGUGAUUUUCUGACUAUGAUUAUACCGAAAGUUGAACCUCAGUCCAAGGACUCUGUGCGCAUGAAAGGAGACGCAGCAUUGGAAACACCUUGUGUAAGCAUAAAGCUUUUUGGGAAGACAGUUUUGAUAACAGCUUCUCAUGAACCAUGUUCAACGGAUGCGAAGAGUUACAAGUCAAUGAUAACCAAGAGCUGUCAAGAGAAUCUGAACAUUGUCAAUGGAAAUUCUAUUGACAUAUUCCCAUCUCAGAAGUUGGACGCACAUACUGGCAACUGGAGGCCUUCCCCAUUUGAGGCUCCUCAAUUGGAGCCACAUAAACAGAAUAGCAUUGCAGAAAACACCCCCACUACUCUAAAAUGUUGGUCUAUUAUGAGUCAAGGUCUACCCUUUUUAUAUGUCCCAGAAUCGAAUCUGAAAAACAGGUUGAUGGAGAAGGAAAUUUUGUAUGAAAGAUCUUGUUCUGGAUCAAGUACUGGAUCAGUUAGUGAAUUGGAAAAUAGGGAGAAAAUUUCAAAUGCUGCUGUUGAUUUUCAAAGUCGACAAUCUUGUUCUCCAGUUCGAGCCAGCCCCAGCUACUGCAGAAAGGGGUUUGUGCCAUACAAAAGAUGUUUACUAGAGGAAGAUGUAAAAUCAUCCAUUGUGGUUUCAGAAGAGCGCGAGCCUCAAAGAGCUCGAGUGUGCUCAUAGUGCUUGCCAAUAAUCCCCCAACAUCCUGGAAGGGAAAAUCAGUGGAGAAGCAGCAGGGCAUGCAAGUUUUUUCCUCAGGCUUUAUUUGUUCCAUGAUAUUUUUACUGUAACAUUUUCAUGGUUCUUCUUUCUCAAUCAUAAUUUUUCGAGGUCAGCAAAACGUGGCGUCGUAUCAGGGCUAAUUUCUCAAUAAUCUCUCAACCUUGACUUCUUGUCCUAAUGUUGAAAGAAAGUAUGACAAGCCGAAUUUAAACGCGUCUUUACAACUCGAAUCAAUCCCUAUGAGAAGGCGAGCAUCCUUUGGUGAAACGGCAAUUGAGAAUUGUAAAUUGUAAAUUUUGACCCGUUAUGAAGGUUUUUUGGCGGAAUUAUGGGACAAACUAUGACUACAAAAUGGACAAGGUUAUAAAUAGAGUUGGAUUUGAAUUGUGUUAAA